This is a messenger RNA of Triticum aestivum (bread wheat), 1093 nucleotides long. RefSeq names its product elongation factor 1-delta 1. The record is from RefSeq and is a predicted model, not a curated record. Gene Ontology annotation, cellular component: cytosol; eukaryotic translation elongation factor 1 complex. The transcript is spliced from 7 exons. Bases 213 to 914 code for a protein of 233 amino acids. Lineage: Eukaryota; Viridiplantae; Streptophyta; Magnoliopsida; Poales; Poaceae. Gene Ontology annotation, biological process: translational elongation. Gene Ontology annotation, molecular function: translation elongation factor activity; guanyl-nucleotide exchange factor activity.
GCAAAACUGCCCCGAAGCAAACGGGCACCGUGAGAUGCAGAUCAAACCGCAGGCACGCCACCACCCAUCCCCCUGUUUUAAGGCCCCAAACCCUCUCGAAUCCGCCCCUCUCCUGCGCCGUCGUCCUCCUCCUCCUCCUCGCCUCCCCGCGGCCACACCUCGACUCGCUCCCUCCCUCGAGUAGAUCAUCUGUGUCAUCCUUUUGAGGCGAGAUGGCGGCUACAUUCAAUGUUAACGCUGAGGCAGGCCUUCAAAAGCUUGAUGGCUACCUUCUGUCUCGCAGUUACAUCUCUGGAUACCAAGCUUCCAAGGAUGACUUGGCUGUGUAUUCUGAGUUCUCAGUUGCUCCACCAUCGACCUGCACCAAUGUUGCAAGGUGGUACAAUCACAUUGAUGCGCUCCUGAAGCUGAGCGGGGUUACUGCGGCCGGUCAAGGUGUGAAGGUUCUGUCAUCAGUUGUCCCUGAAACCUCAACUACUGAUGUUGCUGAGGCUCCUGCAGCUGAUGAUGACGAUGACAGUGAUGUUGACCUUUUUGGAGAGGAAACCGAAGAGGAGAAGAAGGCAGCUGAAGAGCGUGCUGCCAAAGCAAAGGCUUCUACCAAGAAGAAAGAAUCUGGCAAGUCGUCAGUUUUGCUUGAUGUUAAGCCAUGGGAUGAUGAGACUGACAUGGUCAAGCUUGAGGAAGCUGUCCGAAGCAUCAAGAUGGAGGGCCUUCUGUGGGGCGCUUCCAAGCUCAUGCCAGUUGGAUAUGGCAUCAAGAAGCUUCAGAUUAUGAUGACCAUCAUUGAUGACCUUGUGUCUGUUGACACUCUGAUUGAAGACCAUCUCUGCGUCGAGCCAGCCAACGAGUACAUCCAGAGCUGUGACAUUGUUGCCUUCAACAAAAUCUGUAAGUUCCUUGUGCCCGUUUAAUUUCCUAGCCUACCCGUGAUGUUACUGGCUGUCCAUUCCACACUAGGACUGUCUGUGUCCAGUUGUGGUAUCCAUUUCAUCUACACCAGCCAUUUGUACUAACUUCGGUAAACCUGUUUUCCUGCAGAAAUCUUCCUGAGGCAAGUGAUGGCGGUCGGUGGACAAUGCAGCAGCACAAA